This is a messenger RNA of Centruroides sculpturatus (bark scorpion), 2377 nucleotides long. Its product is annotated as Ca(2+)/calmodulin-responsive adenylate cyclase-like. The record is from RefSeq and is a predicted model, not a curated record. Gene Ontology annotation, molecular function: adenylate cyclase activity. The transcript has a single exon. The coding region runs from base 235 to 831 and encodes 198 amino acids. Lineage: Eukaryota; Metazoa; Arthropoda; Arachnida; Scorpiones; Buthidae. Gene Ontology annotation, biological process: cAMP biosynthetic process; adenylate cyclase-activating G protein-coupled receptor signaling pathway.
ACAAAGCCUGGUGGAGCGCCGAGUGAACAGUCGCGUUGUGUGCUCCACCCACGGUACACGGCAGUCGUCUGUACGAGUUCUGUACGUUUGAGAGUGCGAACACUUAGCCUUCGGCACGGAAGUGGGUGUUACUGAAUCGAAUAUGGCAACUGCAUAUCUUUACGAUUUUCGCGAAAGAAGACUAAGAAUGAUGGAAUUUCAGUGAAAGUGUUUUAAAGGACAUCGACGUUAGCCAUGGACCAUUCAGUUAAGGCAAUCAACACACACCGUAAAGUAGCAUUCAGCCGGCUAUUUAAUCGACUCAAUUUCGAAAAUGAUGAACUGGAAGCACUGUUUCAUAGAUACAUCUUCAGGCUUCAACAGUACUCGAUCAUAUGUGUACUUGGAUUAUUUGUAUUGUUAACGGCUGCAUUGUCCGUCUUGCAUGCUAUAUACGAUGGUUUUGCAACGGUUCCCACCUUAUACUAUAUGACAUCGAGUGUUGCUCUGUUAGCAUUGGCAUGUUUCAGUCACACGCGUUACAUACGAGACCAUCACUUACUAAUAUUAUGCUACGUCAUCUUAAUCUUUUUUAUGACCUUUUGUUGCUUUGUUCUGCCCGUCGAUGUUGGAUUAGGUGGUUCCUGGAGCGCCAGAAUUUGGUCGGGAUCGCACAGUGCUUCGGAUGGAGUUUGGGAGAUCGUCUUUGUCUUGUUUCUAAGUUAUUGUAUGUUGCCCGUCCCUCGAGGUAUAACUGUUAUCAUGGGCAUAAUACUACCGAUUAUACACACCGCUGUGGCUGCGAUAUUUGCUAGAGAAUUUCCAAAUUUUUUAUGGAAUCAGGUAAGUUGAAGUUCAUUGACCGUUUGCAUGUGUUAGAUGUUUGUUGCUCAUUUUUUAUUUUUUUCUGUUGUUUUCGUCGUCUUUCUAUACUCGACUGAAUUGUUUCUGUAUGAGUAACGUAUAAUUUGGCACACGUUUAUAUAGAUAAAAAGAAGCGACUUUAAGUCGAGUGACAACUCGAAAGGUUUGAUUACAUUCCUCCCGAUAAUAGAUAUUUUUGCCCGUGUUAUACGCUUUAAUUAUCUAUCCUCUGAUAUAGGUAUUUUUGCGUGUGUAACAAGUCUUAAUUAUAUAUCCUCUGAUCAUAUAUUCCUAUAUAACUAAUCUUGAUUGCUUAUCUCUAACAUGGGCAGUUUUAAUAAUACAUCUUGAUGAAGACCCCGAUAUAAGCAUUUUUGCAUAUUAGCCUUUAUUAUAUGCUCCUUUUUAUUACCUAUCACAUAAUAUGCUAUAUGCAAAAAUGCUUAUAUAAAUGCCGAUUUCCAUACAGAAAGCCUUUAUAGCCUACUUCCCGAUCUACGUUUAUUCUAGCCUAUAUAGCGAAACUUUUAUGCCUCCUAACAUAGGCAUUUUUAAUUAUAUAAUAGUCUUGAUAUAGAUAUAAGGCACCAUUUUAGGACCAAAAUAAGCAAAAUUAAUAGAAGAAAAUUCAAUUUGUUUCAGUUUUGUAUAGAAAAAUUUACUAAUAAUUCCUUAUAAAGUGACGUCUGAAGGUCAUUUUAACGAGUCUAUAACAAUAGAAAGUGUAAGAGAAGUAUAGAAAAAUACUAUUUACAAGUCAUCAUGAUUGAAUAAUUACGAGAAAAAGAAAGAAAGAAAGAAUAUUUUAAAACGAUGUAGUCGAUAUUAGUGAAUAUUUAAAUAAUGAAAGCAUUCGGUCAAUUACGUAAAUAAAUUUUUAAAAUAAUAAAUUAUUUGAUGGUUAUAAUGAAUUGAUUCUGUACUUUGUAGCGUACAGGCAAUAUCGAUACAUGCAAACAUGAAAAUCUAGUAGAGAAAUUUGCAAAUUUUAAUAGUUUUAAAAAUUGCUAAUUAUUGUUGAAGGUAAUUAGCGAAUGUACACUUUAUAUAUACAUACCUACAUAUACGAGACACGCAAAAUUGAUUUUAGAAUAAAGUAUUAAGUUUGUAUGUAGGGAGAAAAAGUUGCAAAAAACAGAUGAAGUAAUCGAUAUCUGUGAUAAAUUUUUGUUUAGAAGAUGAGAAAAAGAAGUACGUCAGUCUGUUCAGACGUCCGACAAACAAAAAUGUUUUUCUUAUGAUUCAUAUAGAUUCAUAUCUUUAUCCUAAGCUUCGAUACAAACUGCAUCGAGUGCAAUGUUAAGAAUCCUUGUAAAAACAAUUGAUAUAGAGGAUAAGAAUAUUUGUAACUCUUUUUAUCUAGUGAAUAAUACAUCCGUUAGAUAUUAUAAUUAUUUCAAUAACGAAUAGACGAUCCGUUCGUUAUUCUAUUUUAUGUAACGUAUACAUUACCCUUUCGUUAUACUUAACAUUUAAUUAUACAAGUAAACUAACUCUAUUAUUCUAAAUAAUUAAGUAUUCUAAUGGAUAAAAU